Solanum stenotomum is the source of this 1802-nucleotide messenger RNA. RefSeq lists its product as uncharacterized. Gene Ontology annotation, molecular function: ribonuclease III activity; double-stranded RNA binding. Gene Ontology annotation, biological process: regulation of gene expression; rRNA processing. The coding region runs from base 108 to 1475 and encodes 455 amino acids. Gene Ontology annotation, cellular component: nucleus. The record is from RefSeq and is a predicted model, not a curated record. The transcript is spliced from 3 exons. NCBI's taxonomy places the organism in Eukaryota, Viridiplantae, Streptophyta, Magnoliopsida, Solanales, Solanaceae.
UUUCAGAGAAUAAAUACCAUGUUCAAUUUUUUCCUUCUAUAAAAACAAAAACAUUGGGUUUCUACUCAUUCUCUUCUUUGGUCUUUGGUAAUAGCAACAAUACCAAAAUGGCGAACAACGAGAGCAUCAGAAGUGUGACAAGUUGUUAUGUUUUCAAAAGCCGAUUGCAAGAGUAUGCACAGAAAGUUGGACUUCCUACCCCUGUUUAUGAGACUAUCAAGGAAGGCCCUUCUCAUGAGCCUACAUUUACGUCUACAGUGAUUGUGAACAAUGUUAGAUAUGAUUCUCUACCUGGAUUUUACAAUCGCAAGGCGGCGGAGCAAUCAGCUGCUGAAGUUGCACUCAUGAGUCUUGGAAACUCUGGGUCAAUGGAAAACCUUUCUCAGCCAGUGCAUGAAACAGGCUUGUGCAAAAAUUUGUUGCAAGAGUAUGCUCAGAAGAUGAAUUUUGCAAUCCCACAAUAUGAAUGCGAGAGGUAUGACUCAGAAAGCAAAAUUAUAUCAUUUUCAUGUACUGUUGACGUAGGGGGAAUGAAAUAUAUUGGAGCAGCAGCUAGAACAAAGAAGGAAGCAGAGAUCAAAGCUGCUCGAACUGCAUUGUUGGCCGUUCAGUCUAGCGGUUUUGCGCCUAACUAUUCUUCAUACACUGUCGUUCCAAUGAAGAAGGUCACAGAUUUGGCAAUCAGCAACCAAGAGAGUGCAGCAGCUCUGAAACCAAAGAAACACAGAUUCAAGAAAAAGCAGACGAGGAAUGUUUCAGAUGCCAGUUAUCGUGUACGCACAAAGAGCACUGGUGACUCGGAAGUUCAGAUGGUAAAUCAAGCUAAACCAGAGAUGCAUGAAAAUGCUGCUGUGACGACUCAAGGUACAGGAUCUGGACCUGCACCUUUUGCAGGCACUAUGGGUGAUCUAGUUCCAUCCAACAAUUUGAGUUCUGAUUAUGGAACUUCAAAUCUUGGAAUCAACUCUCAGUGUGGUGGAGGAGUUACGACUGAGGGAAAUGCCAUUAUUGGAGUUGAGCAAGUAACUUCAGAGGUGGCACCAGUUGCUUGGAACGACAACCUUCAUGUACAGGACCUGCACCUUUUGCAUGAAAAUGCUGCUGUGAUGACUCAAGGUACAGGAUCUGGACCUGCACCUAUUGGAGUUGCCAUUAUUGGAGUUGAGCAGGUAACUUCAGAGGUGGCACCAGUUGCUUGGAACGACAACCUUCAUGUACAGGACCUGCACCUUUUGCAUGAAAAUGCUGCUGUGAUGACUCAAGGUACAGGAUCUGGACCUGCACCUUUUGCAGGCACUAUGGGUGAUCUAGUUCCAUCCAACAACUGUGGUUCUGAUUAUGAAACUUCAAACCUUGGAAUCAACUCUCAGUGUGGUGGAGGAGUUACAACUGAGGGAAAUGCCGGUAUUGGAGUUGAGCAGGUAACUUUAGAGGUGGCACCAAUUGCUUGUAACGACAAUCUUCAUGUGCUAUAGAUGCAGAUCAAGGACGAAGUACAAACAUGGAGGCAGAAAUAGCUUAAACAUGUUUGUUUUGCAGGAUUAGCUAUAUCAGAUGGUGGGUACAAGAACAGUUUAGAUUAUAGAGAAUACAUAGGCCGCUCAAAAAAAAUUCGCGAGUUGGUUAAGCUUUUCAUUGGAACAUCCAGAUUGAAUGGAUUGUUGAUGGCGUGCUUUCGCCAUAGUGUUAUAGCUUUUAUAGUUACUAGUACAUGCCAAAUGUGUGGUGUAGUUGGCACAGUCACAGGUGCAUGAAUCAGUCUUGACAUUACUUGGUUUACUUCAUUUGCUUGAACAUUUGAU